Messenger RNA from Ruditapes philippinarum (Manila clam), 4968 nucleotides. RefSeq names its product WD repeat-containing protein 1-A-like. Gene Ontology annotation, biological process: sarcomere organization; locomotion; positive regulation of actin filament depolymerization. The transcript is spliced from 16 exons. NCBI's taxonomy places the organism in Eukaryota, Metazoa, Mollusca, Bivalvia, Venerida, Veneridae. Gene Ontology annotation, cellular component: cortical actin cytoskeleton. Gene Ontology annotation, molecular function: actin filament binding. Bases 124 to 1974 code for a protein of 616 amino acids. The record is from RefSeq and is a predicted model, not a curated record.
ACAAAUCGAAAGUAGAAUGUCCAUUUAUGGGCAUCAAUGUCACGCAUGCGCAUUACAAGUUUACUUCCGUGUUAAGGCCGGUGUACAUUUCAAGAGUUUUGAAACUUCAAGUACGACCUAACAAUGUCGGAUAAGAUAAAAUUAGAAAGCACAUUUGCCUCCUUGCCAAAGACAACGAGAGGGUUGCCUGUUGUUUUAAGUGGAGAUCCGACAAAGAAUUUGAACAAAGGAUUAAAACCUGGAAAUCUGCUGUAUUGUAAUGGAAAUAAUGUAUAUGUCAGAAAUCUGAAUGAUGCCACACAAUGUUUGGUGUACUCCGAUCAUUCUUGUCCAGCUACAGUGGCUAAGUUUGCACCAACUGGGUUUUACAUUGCCUCUGGAGAUAAUUCAGGGAAAAUUAGGAUUUGGGACACAACAAACCCAGAAAAUAUUUUGAAAUUUGAGUAUCAGCCACUAGGUGGAGCAGUGAAGGAUCUGGCAUGGGAUGGUGAAAGCAAAAGAAUGGCUAUUGUUGGAGAAGGGAGGGAAAGCUAUGCAAAAUGCAUCCUGUGGGAUUCUGGGAGUUCCUGUGGGGAUAUGAGUGGUCAUAAUAAAUCUGUAAAUUCUGUGGCAAUCAGACAAGAACGUCCUUUCAAAGCUGUUACAGCCAGUGAAGAUUUUACCACCCAGUUUUAUAAUGGGGUACCAUUUAAAUAUGUGGAAUCGAAGAGGGAACAUUCAAACUUUGUGCAAUGUGUACGCUAUCAUCCUAAAGGCGAUGUGUUCAUAUCUGUUAGUGCUGAUAAGAAGGCAUGUGUUUAUGAUGGGAAGACAGCUGAGUUUCUAGGUGUUCUUGGUGGAGAAACAUCACAUAAUGGUGGAAUUUAUUCAGUUGAUUUCAAUGAUGACGGCAGUGAGGUGUUGACAGUUUCUGGAGAUAAGACUGCCAGGAUUUGGAAUGUUGCUUCCAGGGAACUUGUUGUAGAAUUUCCAAUGGGAAAUGAUAUAGAGGAUAUGCAGCUUGGAUGUUUGUGGCAAGGGGAACAUAUUAUUACAGUAUCUUUAAGUGGAUAUAUCAACUACUUAGACAGAAACAACCCAUCAAAACCUAAGAAAAUACAAAAGGGUCAUAACAAAGCUAUAACUGCCAUGGCACUGACUGCAGAUAGGUCUACUGUGUACACUGGUGACCAGGAAGGAAAAAUAUAUUAUUGGGAUGUUAAAACUGGCGACUGUGAUAUUAUACAAGGCAAAGGUCACACUAACAAAGUAUCUGAUAUGGUUAUUGUCGGGAAUUCAUUGGUUUCCAUCAGUAUGGACGAUACUUUGAGGAUUACAAGCAUAUCAAGCAAUCAUUAUGAUUCAAAUUCCAUUAAAAUGCCUUCCCAACCACAGGCUGUAGCUGCCACAUCUGAUGCAACAGCUAUUGUAGCUUGUUUAGAUAGUAUUGUAGUUGUUCAAGAUGGUGCUAUGGUGUUUCAGCAACAAGUCAUUUUUAAUCCAAGCAGUGUAGAUAUCCAUCCAGGAGGUAAUAGGGUUGCCUUUGGUGGUAGUAAGAGAAUUCAUGUGUUUGAAUUUGAUGGAACAGGGUUGAAGGAACAAAGGAAAGAGAUAGAUUUUGACACUGAUGAUGUAACUCAGGUCAGAUAUUCCCCAGAUGGUAACUACCUGGCAGCAUCAACUGGUAGUAGAAGAUAUGUUUAUUUGUAUAAAGUGGAGGGUGAUGAAUUAAAGAAGGUGUAUAAAACAACAAAACAGAAUGGUAAGAUAUUUUGUGUGUCUUGGAGUCCAGAUUCGCAGCAUUUCGCCACUGGAAGUUUAGAUGGUAGUAUAGCUGUCUGGUGCCUAGAUCCUAAAUAUGACAAAAGCAACUCUCAUUUUGAAAAAUUUGCACACAAGAAAGCUCAGGUACAGAAUAUAUCCUGGACAUCUGAUCGUGAAUUUAUCUCCUCCAGCAGUGAUUCCUGUAUCAAACAAUGGUCAGUUCAAUGUUAGUGGGAGGGGCUGUUCAUUAUUAGGGGGAGGAGUUAAAUAAAUGACAAUUAGAAUAUAUUACAAUGUUUGUAGAAUGAAACGGUUGCCAUGGAUUGAAUAUUCAGAGUGAUGUUGUUAAGUAUUUUAGUUUAAUGUAAAAUAAAUCUGUGAAAUCAUGGUUUGGGUUUGAAGUUAGUUAACAUCUUCAUUUACUAAUAUCUUCAUUUGUCUGGCAAUAAAAGAAAUGAAAUAUGUUGAAUUUUACAACUUUGCAGAUUUAUUUUGUUAAUACUGUUAUAGAAUAAUGAUUUUUUUUUAUUCCUUUGGUAUUCCACUGUAUAAAAAAUAUCAUAUAUCCCUUUUAAGAAGGCACCAUUUUGAAAGUUGCCAAUUAUUGUAAUGACUGUUUUAACAAAUAAUCAAAUUAUUCAUAUUGGCUAACAUCUUUUUUUGUUUGUUAAAGAGCACUAUUAACAAUAGAGCAUUUUUUUCUCUGCAAAUUUAUUUUUAAUUUUUAAUUAUGGUAACAAAAAAGAGGUUGACUUAAGUUUGACCUACUUCUAUAAAUGCAAUAUGUAUCAUAUAGCUGUUAUAUACUGUCUUCAUUAAAGAAGAGCCUUAAUAAUAAUUAAUGCAUUUUGUUUAGAUAAAUUUGAAAGUGCUUUUUAUUUUGUAUCUUUUAUAGCUCUUGCUGUGUCUUAAUCAUUAUGACAUUUUUGUCUAGAAAAAGGGGGACACAACAUGUGUUCCCUAACGCCAUGAAUAAGAUUAAUUAAUCUAUUAAUAGAAGUUUUUUUCUCUUUGAAAGAAAGAGAUGUUAAUAAUGAUGUGUGUAAUUAAUAAAAUUAAUGGAUGAAGUUGUCUAUACCUUGUAGAAAAAAAAAUCUUUUUACAAAAAAUGUCUUUCAUCUUACCUUUAAUAUAUGUAAUCAUUGUUAAAACUACUGUUCAAUUAUCCUGCUGAUUUAAUGUCAUAUGUUUGUAAUGUCCGGCCUGUAAUGUCCGGCCUGUAAUGUCCGGCCUGUAAUGUCCGGCCUGUAAUGUCCGGCCUGUAAUGUCCGGCCUGUAAUGUCCGGCUGUCAUUCUAGAAUUGGCCAUUGAAAGUUACGGGGAUUUCAAUUUUAAAACACAACCGAGACAAAAAAUAUAUAAUAAGUUUGUUUCUUCUUUCCGGCAAAAAAAUCUGUUUCUGAUCUUUGGUCAAUAAGAAAAAAAGGGUAGCUAGAUAGGAAUUUUUUUUACAUAUAUAAUUUUCUUCAUAUGUUAUUAUAUAUUUAAAAAAAAAAAUAAAAAGAUUUUGGAAAGUAAAGUUCUUAUUCUGCAAAAAUCAAGAAGUCUACAUACUGAUGAUCAAAAGUUUUGUAGACAGGGUGAUCCGAAACCUUUUUUGUUUUUUGACACCUCGGCAACCAAAUUGUAAGACUGCAUAGAAGAGAUGGCUAGACUUUAAAAUGUCAUUGUUGCCUCCAGCUUUGAGAGAGGUGAUUUAUAUUGUUAUACAGAUGUUUAUUGUCCUAUGAUGAAUGAUUUGUUCAGCAGAUAAGUGCUAAAAUUUGUUUUGUUAUAGCUAUUUUAAUAUCUAUGCAUCUUGUGCAAUUUUGCCCUACUUUCAUGACUCUGAAUUAUUUUGUGUUGUAAAACAUCCCACAGAACAGUCUUCUUUUUUUUCGAAAUAAUUUGAACAUGAAAACCAGUUGCAUUUAAUUUAUGUGUAAAUGUUUGUGAUAGCAAACAGUUAAUGAAAUGGAUGUAUAUUAUUACAUGUAAUGAUGUAGAACCCAACAAAUUUUUCUUAACAUUUAAUAUGUCAUAAAGUGUGCAUUUUUUUAACAGUCUGGAGAUAUAGUUUGUUCAAUUAUUUUGAUGAACAUAAUAAGUUCCCUAUUUGAAAACUUUGCAUGUUGAAUUUUAUUAUCAGCUUUGAUUGUAUGAAUAUAAAAACUAGUUUGAAAAAGUGCUGAUCCAUUGAUUAUUAAAUAUAAGCUGAAAAAGGAAUCGGUGUGAAUUUUAUGAACACAGAUUUAAGAACCAGUCAGAUUUAGUUUCUACGUAACGUUUGAUGUUAUAAUCAUUGAACAUUUUGAAACUUAGGAAAAUAUUAUGUCAUUGCAAAUAAAAACAAGUUCUCAUCCAUUAUUGAAAGUAGGGCAAUCAAAAUCGUUGUACGCACUGCUCAUCCAAAUUAACCAAUCCGACUUGAUUUUGAUAAGUCUUUCAGUUUUAAGUGUUUUAUCCAGAUUCUCUGAAUGUAUUGUUUGGUAGAGAUUGAAUUUCAAGUUAGGCUAUUGUUUGAUUAUCAAGUUAGGCAAUUGUUGUAUUCAAUUUCUGUUUUAUAUAGUAAGUAGAGUAAAGCUUCCAGUGCAGCUCUGAUGAAUUAAAUGCACAAGUAUCAAUUGGGCUCAAUUUCAUAACAUCUCCAAACAUCAGGGAAGGUAACUUUCAAACAUUAGGGGAGAUAACUUGCUAAUAUAGGGGAGUUAAUUUCCAAGUUUCAUCACUAACUUUAUACUUGACAUACUAAAUGUGUUCUAAUCUGAUCUCAAUAAGAUUGAACUAAAAUAGACAGAAAGUUGAAAUUACUGACACAUUUAUAUAUAGUUUUUGUUAUUUCAUACAGAAAAUUAAGAAUCAUUUUAUAAACUAACACUUUAUUCCAAAACUGGUUUGUUCAUGAAAUUUAUAUGAAAAUGAAACUAACACUGGUGUGUAUUGAUAUUUUACAAACACAUUAAUCGGCUUAAGGUAAAAUAUUCUGAUUCAUUACGUAUAUUCUUUUUCCUAUAUAAUUGUGUACUUUUUUAUUAUCUUUUUCCAUGAAAAACUUGGCAACUGUACACACAAUUUAGACAAAAUUGCUUGUGAAUAAGUAAUACUGAUUAAACUUUUUUUUUUAUUUUACACAUUCUACAUUUAUUGCUUAUGAAAAUUAAUCAGCACCAAAUAGAUAUUUGUUUUUCUUUGAAAAUUAAACAAAUUAUGUAGUCUAUAUAGUAAAAUAUAAAACAUUAAAAACUA